Messenger RNA from Malania oleifera, 1899 nucleotides. RefSeq lists its product as uncharacterized. NCBI's taxonomy places the organism in Eukaryota, Viridiplantae, Streptophyta, Magnoliopsida, Santalales, Ximeniaceae. The transcript is spliced from 5 exons. Bases 371 to 1576 code for a protein of 401 amino acids. Gene Ontology annotation, molecular function: calcium ion binding. The record is from RefSeq and is a predicted model, not a curated record.
ACUCUCCCCCCACCCCUCUGUCUCUCUCUCUCUCCUCUCUCCUCUGUCCUCUGUCCUCUGUUUGUCUCUCUCGAGUGUCAGCCACUCUCUGCUUCCAACAAAUGGCAACUAAAGACCAGAGGACUAAAGUAAAGCAGAAGCAAAGCGCCAGGGCGGGGAGAAGAAGAAGAGGUUGGGAAUUUCAAAUAUAUAUAUAUAUAUAUAUAUAUAAAGGGCGAGCGAGGUGGGGAUGAUUCAUUGAUGCUUCUUUAAGCUCGUGUGAGUCACGAGAGACUCGCACCCAAAGCAAUUUUCAAUUAAUAAACCCCCGGGCAACAACCCCAGUUGCAGAUAAACCCUAAAAAAAAAUUUCAAAAGCAGGGUUUGAUCGAUGCAAAAGGAUAAGAAAGGCAGUAGUGUUAUUAAUAUCAUGGGUACGAGCAGCGGGAAGAAGGAGAAGGAGGGUAGAGAAGCAGGGGAUGAUGAUGAUGGAGGUGAGGUGGUGGACGGUUCGGGUAUAAUGGAGUUGGUUGAGAACGAGGAGGUGUUCAGCAGUUUCGUGGAUCAUAAGUUCCAGGAGUUGGAUAGGGAUCGCGACGGAGAGCUCUCCCUGAAGGAGCUUCAGCCUGCCGUCGCCGAUCUUGGCGCUGCUCUUGGCUUGCCUCCCCACGGCGCUUCCCCUGACUCUGAUCACAUCUAUUCUGAGGUUUUGAAUGAAUUCACACAUGGCAAGCAAGAAGUGAGCAAGAUUAAGUUUAAAGGGGUGCUGUCAGAUAUUCUACUAGGCAUGGCUGCUGGUUUGAAGCGAGACCCUAUUGUGAUUCUCCGUAUUGAUGGCGAAGAUCUGGAAGAAUUCAUCAGCAGCCCCAGUUUUGAAUCAGAGAUGGUCAGCAUAUUUUCAGAGAUAGAGGUGCCCGAUGGGUCCCUCCGUGAUUACCUUGUGAAAGCUUUUGAAAAACUUUCAGUUGAUCAGGGGAUGCCCCCUUGUUCGGAUUCUUGGGUUAUGAGCAACAUUGUGGAACCAACCUGUGCUAAACAUGAUCUUGAGCAACCUGUCUCGCAAGAGACCCUACUGGUGGAAUUUAAAAAAGUGUCACAAAGUGUUGCUCAACUUCUCAAGGAACAACCUGUGAUUGUUGCACACAAUGAAAAUACCUUUGAUGGAAGUGGCAUUAAGAGACUAUUAUCUAAUAAGUUUGAAUUGGACAAGUCACUGGAGGCAGCUUUGAAAACUGUAUCAAAGGAUCGAAAUGGGAAAAUGUCCAAGGAAUUUCUACGUGUGGCACUGGAUGAGAUUGGGGCUUCAGCUGGUUUACCGCCAUAUGGUGCAGUUGAUCAGAUGGACAUAGCAGUCAUGGAUGUGUUUAAGAUGUUGAAAGCAGAUGACGGGAAGUCUGUUAAAGAAGAUGAGUUCAAGAAGUUAAUUACUGAAGUACUGGGGAGUCUAAUGCUGCAGCUGGAGGGAAACCCUAUGUCAGUUUCUUUGAACUCGGUCGUCCAUGAGCCCCUCGCCUCUUCUUCCACAAUUUUGCCGGCAUCAUCUGCAGAUAAUAUAUAUAGUACAGGUGACUCCAAAGAAGCACACAAAGGGAUAUAAAAAAUUAAGCAUAUGAAAUCAUGACUAUUAAGGAAAAUGAUCACUAGUAAGGCAUGUGAUGAUCUGCAGUACUCGACUGAUUUCGUGCUCUAAUUAAAAGCUUUAAAAUGCAAACAUGGGUCACUUGGGAGUCUCAGAAAUUAUCGAUAGUUGUAUGCUUUGCCUAGUCUAAUAGAUUUCCCCUAAAUGUUGUACUGAAAGUGUAUGCUGACUAGUUGAAUGCAAUCUCUGUUUGGCUUGUAUUGGAACUUCAAGCUUGUUGAUUUCAUGGAAGUAGAUCAUUUUCUGCUUCUCCUUCUUGUAUAAGAUUUGUGGUUACUCUA